CUGAUGCGGCGGUACGAGGGGGCGGCGCGGGGCCGCGGCGUGGCGGCGGACGGCUGGCGCGUCUGCCUGGCGCACCGCUUCGAGGAGCCGCGGCAGCCCUACGGCGCCGGGGACGUGUCGCUCCGAGACGUCCUGCGGCACGUCGGCCUCGGCUUACGAUACUUCAGGUGGUGGGUCAAGAAGACCCGCAUAGAGAAGAAAUCUGCCUUCAUUGACCUCUUGUGUGCUGUCCCUCUGCAGCAGAUCUACGGGUGUCCGCUGGGCGGGAUCGGGGGAGGCACCAUCACCCGUGGCUGGCGGGGCGAGUUCUGCCGCUGGCAGCUGAAUCCUGGCAUUUAUAACUAUGAAACAGUCAUCGCCAACCAGUUCACCGUGUGCCUGCGUUGCAAGGGGCAGACGAUUUACCAGCAGGUCUUGUCUGUGGAGAGACCCAGCACUCUGCAGAGCUGGAACUGGGGCUACUGUGGCCACUAUGCCUUCUACCAUGCCCUGUACCCCCGGGCCUGGAUGGUCUAUGAGCUCCCGGGGCAGAAGGUUGUGCUCACUUGCCGACAGGUCUCUCCCGUCAUCCCCCACGACUAUAAGGACUCCAGCCUGCCAGUGGGAGUGUUCAUUUGGGAGGUGGAGAACGGGAGGGACGAGGACGUGGAGGUGUCCAUCAUGUUCAGCCUGCAGAACGGCAUGGGAACAAAGGAGGACAGGAGCGGAGGGCACUGGAACGAGCCCUUCGCCUUGGAGAAGGAUGGCGAGCGAGUUGCUGGAGUCCUGCUGCACCACUGCACGAGUGUGAACCCCUUCACUCUCGCCAUCUCUGCCCGAGAGAAGGCUGGCACGGGAGUCACCCACCUGAUGGCAUUCAAUCCCACGGGAUUGGGUAGAGAGGUGUGGCAGGACCUCCUGCAGGAUGGCAGGCUGGAUUCACCCACCGGUCAAAGCAGCCUGACGGAGAAGGGGGAGGUGACAGCAGCGGCGGUGUGUGCCAGCUGCAGAGUGCCUGCCCGGGGACACAGGACACUGGAAUUGGCCCUGGCUUGGGAUAGGCCGUGUGUUCACUUUGGCUCCAAGGAGAAGCUGCAUUUCAGGCGGUACACCCGGUUUUUUGGUAGUGGAGGUGAUGCUGCUCCUGCCCUGUCACAUCACGCCCUGACACACUAUGAGGAGUGGGAGAGGAAGAUUGAAGCGUGGCAGAAUCCCAUCCUGGAGAACAGCCAGCUGCCUUCCUGGUACAAGUCAGCCCUCUUCAAUGAGCUGUACUUCCUGACGGAUGGGGGGACCAUCUGGAUGGAGGUGCCCCCAGAUUGCUGUGCUGAGGACCUGCAGGGGCCUGCAGGGACUGGCCUGUCCCACCUCUUCCCUUUCCUGCGGGAAUACGGAAGGUUUGCUUAUUUGGAAGGCCAGGAGUACCGGAUGUACAACACCUACGACGUUCACUUCUACGCCUCCUUUGCUCUCAUCAUGCUGUGGCCCAAGCUGCAGAUCAGCCUGCAGUAUGACAUUGCCUCUGCUUCCCUUGGCUUUGGUGUCACCAGAGUGGCAAGCAGGCUCUGGAAAUUGAAUCCUGCUCUCUGGAGAGCCAGCCUGAGGGUCUGCUUGAGCACUGAGCCCAAGGCUGCCCCCUCCCCAUCUCUGUCCUCUCAGGUUUUCCCCAAGAGUCACGUUGUCAGCGCGCUCAGGACCAUCUUUGAGAAGAACGUGCUGGGCUUUGCAGGGGGCACCAUGGGGGCGGUGAAUGGCAUGAGACCCGACGGGGUGCCCGACACCUCCAGCGUCCAGUCCAACGAGGUGUGGAUCGGCGUGGUGUACGCCCUGGCUGCCACCAUGAUCCAGGAGGGGCUGGUGGAGGAAGGCUUCCGUACGGCGGAGGGCUGCUACCGGACGGUGUGGGAACAGCUGGGCAUGGCUUUCCAGACGCCGGAGGCCUACCGGGAGAAGAAGGUGUACCGCUCGCUGGCCUACAUGCGGCCCCUCAGCAUCUGGAGCAUGCAGCUGGCCCUGGAGCGCCGGGCUGGCUGGGCACCUGCACCCGCACCGCCCUGCCAGGUCCCCAUCCACCCGUGAGCCUGGUGGCACUGGGCGGGGCACUGGGUGCAGCAGGGGCUGGGGAUGGUCCUCAGAUGGCAGGCAGGGACCCUUCCCUCCCCCUCUGUGCUAGUACUCCCGUUGCUCUUUUCCUUCCCUACCUCCACUACAUGCCCUUGACCUCAGGGGCUUCCAGUCACUGAUGCUGAGCACCAAGAGGGGGGGGACCAGAGGUGUGGGGGAUGUGUGAGAUAAGGAGUUGCUGCUGGAGCCUGUGCCUCGCCUUCCCCAUUGCUCAGGGCUCUGAUAAGCCUGCAAGCUCCCCAGCCGUUCCAAACUGGGGCUGGUCCCUUGCCCAGUGGCACAGGAGUUCUCUUGUGCAGUCAGAGGGCUGGGUAAGGUGGGGAUCUGGCCUGUAGGAAAAAAAGUGUGGGUGCGUGUGUGGGUGAGGAUGUUGGACUGGUGCACGCAGGCACAACCAGGUGGUUGUGGUUGGGUGACACUGCACAGACUGAGUGGCUCUGCCCCAGGAGGGCCUGUGGCAGAUCCAAUCCCCAGGGAAGACCCGGCUCCCUGGACAGUGACAAUCUGAGCCCAAGCAGCAGGUCCUGGUCUGGUACCAUGGCCCCCCUCCCUGCUGGCGCCGGGGGCAGGCAGUGGAGCACAUUGAAGGGGAUAAAUCACUUGAAGUUCUUAAUAAAUUUGUCUGGCUGUCUCUGUUCUUCUUUACUGUCGUCUUUGCCAGAGGACCAGGCCAGAAGAGGGAGCCCUUGCUGCUUCCGUUUUUCUUCUGGGGCUGGGUUGGAGGGCUAGGGAUGCAGGGAUGGGACCAGCCCAAAUCGCUGCUGGCUCUUGUGGAUUUUUGCCAAAGGAAGCAAGAUGUGCCUCUCUGCCUGCCCACUCCGAUGUGGCAGCAGGUGCAUCCUGCUCCUUCCUUGGCUCCUGGCCUUACCCUGCCUUGCAGGAAGCAGAGGAGAGAGCAUUCUUCCUGAAGAGGCCUCUGUAGGGAGCAGUGGAGCCCCAGGGCUGGGGCCCUUGACUGAAUUGUGUCCCCUUCUGGCCCGGGCUGGGCACCGUGCUUCCUUUUCCUUCUGUCUCUGCCAGUGCAGCGUUUGAAGGCUGCCACAGCCUGGUUGGCCUUUCCUCAUGUCCCCAGACACACAGAUCUCCUUGGACAGAUAGAUGGGCAUGACUCCUGCUAUAUCCCUUGGACAGAGAGAGGGGCACCCCUGCCACCUUUCUGUAUGGGGAUACUCUGGCCAGACUGGGUGUAAACCAACUUGAACAAUGCCCUAUUUGCAAAGCUACCAGUGAUGAAUGGAGUAGGGGGUGUCACGCUGCUUUUGGUGUUGAACAAGGCUGAAAUGAGCGUGACUCAUCAAUUCUAAAGCUAAACACCCCAACAGUGAGAUAAAGAUGUGGUCGGAUUGGUAAAGCAUCAAAUAAAGGAACCCACAAGUGAUACU
Lepidothrix coronata (blue-crowned manakin) is the source of this 3485-nucleotide messenger RNA. It is a transcript of the gene GBA2, whose product is annotated as glucosylceramidase beta 2. Gene Ontology annotation, biological process: central nervous system development. NCBI's taxonomy places the organism in Eukaryota, Metazoa, Chordata, Aves, Passeriformes, Pipridae. Gene Ontology annotation, molecular function: beta-glucosidase activity. The transcript is spliced from 13 exons. The coding region runs from base 4 to 2058 and encodes 684 amino acids. The record is from RefSeq and is a predicted model, not a curated record.